AUGGUGUUUGCUGUGAAUGAGAUCAAUGAAAACCUAAAACUUUUACCCAACAUCACCUUGGGGUUCCAGAUCUAUGAAAGUUACUUCAGUGCACGCAUGGCUUAUCAAAAUACGCUGAACCUUGUAUCUCGCCAUAACAAGACCGUCCCCAAUUACAAGUGUGAUGUUGAAAGGAAUCUGAUAGCAGCCAUUGGGGGUCUUGAUUCUGAAAUCACUCUACAUAUGGCCUCCAUCUUAACCCUUUACAAAAUUUCUCAGAUCCACCCUUUUCUGAAGGAAAUCUCAUUUAACAACUCUGCUGGAGACACCUUGUUUUUUAAUGAGAAUGGUGAAUUAGUAGGUGGAUUUGAUAUUAUCAACUGGAUAACUUUUCCAAAUCAAUCUUUCUUAAAAGUGAAAGUCGGGAAAAUGGAUCCUCAAGCUUCAUGGGACAAACAAUUGUCUAUUAAUGAGAAGAUUAUCACCUGGCAUUAUACAUUUGGAGAGGUUGUGCCCUUGUCCCUAUGUAACCACCGCUGCCUCCCAGGCUACAGCAGACAAAACAAAGAAGGGGAACCAUUUUGCUGCUAUGGUUGUGCUGAAUGUCCGUCAGGAAAGAUUUCCAAUCAGACAGAUAUGAAUGACUGCUUCAAAUGCCCUGAAGAUCAAUAUCCUAACAAAGAAAAAAAUCAAUGCCUUUCCAAGGAAGUAAAUUACCUGAGUUAUCUUGAUCCUCUAGGCAUAGGUUUGUCUGUUGUGGCUCUUUCUCUUUCUAUAACCACAAUCUUGGUGCUUGGAAUCUUUAUUAAGCACCGGAAGACUCCCAUUGUCAAAGCUAACAACCAAAUUCUCACUUACAUUCUCCUUAUUUCACUCCUUCUCUGCUUUCUCUGUUCUCUGUUGUUCAUCGGCUGCCCCCAGUUACUGACUUGCCUUUUCCGACAAACUAUAUUUGGGAUCAUCUUCUCAGUGGCUGUUUCUUCUGUCCUGGCCAAAACAAUCAUAGUGGUUCUUGCUUUCAUGGCUACUAAACCAGGAGCUGGAAUAAGGAAAUGGGUAGGAAAAAGAUUUGCGUUUGCUAUUAUUUUGUGUGGCUCACUUAUUCAAACAUGUAUUUGUGUGAUAUGGCUGAGUAGUGAUCCUCCAUUUCUAAAUUUAGAUAUGACAACUCUGCCUGAAGAAAUUGUAGUGGAAUGUAAUGAAGGAUCAGGUAACUUGUUUUACUAUAUUCUGGGCUACUUGGGUUUUCUGGCUGUCAUCAGCUUCAUGGUAGCUUUCUUUGCUAGGAAAUUGCCAGACACAUUUAACGAAGCCAAAUUUAUUACCUUCAGCAUGUUGGUCUUCUGCAGCGUCUGGUUGUCAUUUGUCCCUACUUAUCUAAGUACCAAAGGGAAAUACAUGGUGGCUGUGGAGAUCUUCUCCAUCCUGGUUUCUAGCACUGGAUUACUGGGUUGCAUCUUUGCUCCAAAAUGUUAUAUCAUCAUUUUGAGGCCUGAUCUUAAUAGCAAAGGACAAUUAAUAAGAAAUAACAAAAAGGAAAAUACCCUUUGA
Crotalus tigris (Tiger rattlesnake) is the source of this 1530-nucleotide messenger RNA. RefSeq names its product vomeronasal type-2 receptor 26-like. The transcript is spliced from 4 exons. Bases 1 to 1530 code for a protein of 509 amino acids. Gene Ontology annotation, biological process: G protein-coupled receptor signaling pathway. Gene Ontology annotation, molecular function: G protein-coupled receptor activity. Gene Ontology annotation, cellular component: membrane. Lineage: Eukaryota; Metazoa; Chordata; Lepidosauria; Squamata; Viperidae. The record is from RefSeq and is a predicted model, not a curated record.